AUGAGUAUCAAUACUGCCCCUAUCAAAUACGCUCAACGAAGUGACUCUCUGUACUUGACAAUUGCGUUGCCAGACGUCAAGGACGAGACAAUUGUUUUGACGGACACCGAGCUAAAGUUUGAUGGAAAGAGUCAAGGUAAGGAAUACAAGGUCGGCAUUGAGUUUUUCAAGCCAGUCGACGCCGAAGGUUCCACCUACAAGGUAUUGCCGCGAUCCAUUCAAAUGCAGAUUCUCAAGAAAGACAAGGAAGAGGAAGAAUUCUGGCCUCGUUUGCUGAAGGAUAAGGCAUUGGAGAAGAAUCAAGUAAAGAUUGACUGGGAUCGUUAUGUUGAUGAAGACGAAGAGGAAGAAGCUGGAGGCUUUGACACGUCCAACUUGGAAGGUGGAAUGGGAAUGGGUGGCAUGCCACCAGGAAUGGGCGGUAUGCCAGGAAUGGGCGGCAUGCCAGGCAUGGGUGAUAUGAUGGGUGGGAUGGGCGGUAUGCCUGGUAUGGGCGGUGGUGGCAUGCCGGGAAUGCCCGGUGGUAUGGACAUGGAGGCUUUGAUGAAGCAAAUGGGUGACAUGGGAGCCAUGGGAGGGGGAAUGCCUGGAAUGGGCGACAUGGGAGGUGAAGACGAUGGCGAUGAUGACGACGAUGGUGAUUUGGAUGACUUACCGGACCUAGAGGAAACCAACUAA
This is a messenger RNA of Cylindrotheca closterium, 678 nucleotides long. The record is from the annotation of a GenBank genome assembly. NCBI's taxonomy places the organism in Eukaryota, Bacillariophyta, Bacillariophyceae, Bacillariales, Bacillariaceae.